Molecule: messenger RNA, 2127 nt
Organism: Chrysochloris asiatica (Cape golden mole)
Lineage: Eukaryota; Metazoa; Chordata; Mammalia; Afrosoricida; Chrysochloridae
Gene: ATF6B
Product: activating transcription factor 6 beta
Exons: 18
Coding region: 1-2127 (708 amino acids)
Biological process (GO): endoplasmic reticulum unfolded protein response; regulation of transcription by RNA polymerase II
Cellular component (GO): nucleus
Molecular function (GO): RNA polymerase II cis-regulatory region sequence-specific DNA binding; DNA-binding transcription factor activity, RNA polymerase II-specific
Source: RefSeq, a predicted model, not a curated record
AUGGUUGGGGGGUGGGGGGGAAAGAUGGCGGAGCUAAUGCUCCUCAGCGAGAUUGCCGACCCUACGCGUUUCUUCACGGACAAUCUGCUGAGCCCAGAGGACUGGGACUGUGCCCUGUAUACUGGCUUGGAUGAAGUGGCUGAGGAGCAGACGCAGCUAUUCCGUUGCCCAGAGCAAGAUGUCCCGUUUGACAGGAGCUCCUUGGAUGUGGGAAUGGACGUCAGUCCUUUCGAACCCACAUGGGACUCCCUGCCUAUCUUCCCAGAUCUUCAGGUGAAGUCUGAACCAUCCUCCCCCUGCUCUUCCUCCUCCCUCAGUUCUGAUUCAUCACGUCUGUCCUCAGAGCCCUUCAGCCAGGCACCUGGUAUAGGGGAGGUGCAGAAUGUCAAGACAGAGUCCUUAGUACCCCCAUUCUGCCUCCUGGGAGAUGGUCCAACAUCCCCAUUUGGAACUGUCCAGAUCAGCGUGGGCCCCACUUCUGAUGAUCCCUCAGAUGUACAGACCAAAAUAGAACCUGUUUCUCCUUCUUCCUCCAUCAACUCUGAGGCUUCCCUGCUUUCAGCAGAGUCCCCCAGCCAGGCCCUCAUAGGAGAGGAGGUACUAGAAGUGAAGACAGAGUCCCCAACCCCUCCAGGGUGCCUCCUGCCAGAUGCCCCUACCCCCUCAUUUGGAGCUAUCCAGAUCAGCAUGGGUCCGUCCCCUGAUGGUUCCUCAGGGAAAGCCCUGCCCACACGGAAGCCAGCACUGCAGCCCAAACCCGUGAUGCUGACCACUGUCCCACUGCCUCCCAGAGCUGUGCCUCCUAGCACCACCGUCCUUCUUCAACACCUCGUCCAGCCGCCCCCAGUGUCCCCAGUUGUCCUUAUUCAGAGUGCGAUUCGAGUCCAGCCGGAGGGGUCGACACCCCCUCUUCCAAGGCCUGAGAGGAAGAGCAUCGUUCCAGCUCCAAUGCCUGGGAACUCCUGCCCACCUGAAGUGGAUGCAAAGUUGCUGAAGCGGCAGCAGCGGAUGAUUAAGAACCGGGAGUCUGCCUGCCAGUCUCGCCGGAAAAAGAAAGAGUAUUUGCAGGGGCUGGAGGCGAGGUUGCAGGCAGUGCUAACGGACAACCAGCAGCUACGCCGGGAGAAUGCUGCCCUCCGUCGGCAGCUCGAAGCCUUGCUGACUAAGAACAGCGAGCUUAAGUUAGGGUCUGGAAACAGGAAAGUGGUCUGCAUCAUGGUGUUCCUUCUCUUCAUUGCCUUUAACUUCGGGCCUGUCAGCAUCAGUGAACCUCCAUCGGCUCCAGUUUCUCCUCGAGGAAGCAGGGAGGAAUCUCAACCCCGGAGGCACCUACUGGAGUUCUCCGAGCAAGAGCCGGUUCAUGGGGUCACACCCCUCCAGGGCUCCUCCCAGGGGCCUGAGGAGUCUCAGGCCAGCCCUGUAGGCCGACCCAGUUUCAGGAACCUAACAGCCUUCCCUGGGAGCUCCAAGGACCUGCUACUGAGAGACUUGAACCAGCUCUUCCUCUCCUCUGAUUGCCGCCACUUUAACCGAACUGAAUCCCUGAGGCUUGCAGAUGAGUUGAGUGGCUGGGUCCAGCGCCACCAGAGAGGUCGGCGGAAGUUCCCUCAGAGGGCUCAGGAGAGACAGAAGUCUCAGCUAUGGAAGAAUUCGCCUCCAGUUAAGGCGGUCCCCACCAGAGCCCCAAGGCCUCCAGAAUGGGGUUCUGUGGGCCAACUGCAGCUUUAUCGCCACCCAGACCGUUCCCAACCGGAGUUCCUGGAUGCAAUUGACCGACGGGAAGACACGUUUUAUGUUGUCUCCUUCCGAAGGGACCAUUUGCUGCUCCCAGCCAUCAGCCACAAUAAGACCUCCCGACCUAAGAUGUCCCUGGUGAUGCCUGCCAUGGCCCCCAAUGAGACCCUGUCAGGCCGGGGGCCCUCAGGGGACUAUGAGGAGAUGAUGCAGAUCGAGUGCGAGGUCAUGGACACCAGGGUGAUUCACAUCAAGACGUCCACAGUGCCCCCCUCACUCCGAAAGCAGCCGGUCCCAACCCCUGGCAAUGCCACGAGGGGCCCCUUGCCAGCUCCUGCAGCCAGCCAGGCCCACCAGGCCUCCCACCAACCCCUCUACCUCAAUCACCCCUGA